AUGGACCCUCCCGCGGGCAUCGCCUGCGUCCUGCUCUGCUGCGCGCUCGCCCUGCCCGCCGGCGCCCUGCGGCGCCCCGGGGACAGAGAUCCAAUUCUGAGGAAUAUAGAGGAGUACAGCCUUGUCAUCCCCACCAGCACCGAUUCAGAGGGCAGGUUCCUAUCCCACUUGGUGUCUGGACCGCCAAAAGCCCGCUUCAGGAGGGCUGUGGAGGACUUGCAACGUGAAGCAGCAAAUGAGCAAAUAUUUUACAAUGUCACUGUUUUUGGAAGAGAGCUUCACUUCAGGCUGCGGCCAAACUCCAGGCUCGUGGCCCCCGGAGCAACAGUUGAAUGGCAGGAGGACUCUGAUGAGACUCAUAUUGAACCUCUCUAUGGGAAUUGCCUCUAUGUUGGGGAUAUCACUGAUUUGCCAAAUGCUUCAGUUGCUAUCAGCAAUUGUGAUGGGCUGGCUGGCAUGAUUCGCACAGACAAGGACGAGUUCUUCAUCGAACCUCUAGAGAAGGGGGCCCAGGAGGCGGAGGAGGGAGGAGGCAGAACGCACGUGGUCUAUCGCAGAGCAGCUGCCAAGAAGCAGCUUCCUAUUGAGAGUGCGGAUACCCUGUAUAAAGCGGCUAACCUCACAAACUUGGACAGUCUCGACAGCGCGUUGAGCUUUAUUGAAGACCAGGUGCAUAGAUCAAGACAGCGCCAUCGAAGGCAUGCGACAGAGGAUGACUACAAUAUUGAAGUCCUUCUGGGGGUUGAUGACUCAGUUGUUCAGUUCCAUGGGAAGGAACAUGUUCAGAAGUACCUGCUGACACUGAUGAAUAUUGUUAAUGAAAUUUAUCAUGAUGAGUCCCUGGGUGCUCACAUCAACGUUGUCUUGGUGAGGAUAAUCCUGCUGAGCUACGGCAAAUCUAUGAGUCUGAUAGAGAUUGGGAACCCUUCACAAAGUCUGGAGAAUGUGUGUCGAUGGGCCUACCUGCAGCAGAAACCUGACACUGGGCACGCAGAAUAUCAUGAUCAUGCUAUCUUUCUCACAAGGCAGGAUUUUGGUCCAUCUGGCAUGCAAGGCUACGCUCCAGUCACUGGAAUGUGUCAUCCUGUUCGAAGCUGCACUCUCAACCAUGAAGAUGGUUUUUCAUCUGCAUUUGUGGUGGCUCAUGAAACUGGACAUGUUUUAGGCAUGGAGCACGACGGCCAAGGGAACAGGUGUGGGGAUGAAGUCCGGCUGGGGAGCAUCAUGGCUCCCCUCGUGCAAGCCGCGUUUCAUCGCUUCCAUUGGUCUCGCUGCAGCCAGCAAGAGCUCAACCGAUAUCUCCAUUCCUAUGAUUGUCUGCGCGAUGAUCCCUUCGAACAUGACUGGCCUUCACUUCCUCAGCUGCCAGGAAUUCACUACUCCAUGAAUGAGCAGUGCCGUUUUGAUUUUGGUUUGGGCUACAUGAUGUGCACAGCUUUCCGUACUUUUGAUCCCUGCAAGCAGCUGUGGUGCAGCCACCCAGAGAACCCCUACUUCUGCAAAACAAAGAAAGGGCCUCCGCUGGACGGGACCAUGUGUGCACCAGGAAAGCAUUGCUUCAAAGGUCACUGCAUCUGGCUAACACCAGACAUCCUGAAGCAGGAUGGACACUGGGGAGCAUGGAGUAAGUUUGGCUCCUGUUCUCGCACCUGUGGCACCGGGGUGAAGUAUCGAACACGACAGUGUGACAACCCACAUCCUGCCAACGGAGGCCGCACGUGCGUGGGGCCAAGCUACGAGUUCCAGCUGUGCAACACUCAGGAGUGUCCUAAGGACUUUGAAGACUUCAGAGAGGAACAGUGCCGGCAGUGGGAUCCUUACUUUGAGUACCAGAACACAAAACACCACUGGCUCCCCUAUGAACAUGUUGAUGCUAAGGAAAGGUGCCACCUAUAUUGUGAGUCCAAGGAAACAGGGGAUGUGGUGUAUAUGAAGAAGAUGGUGCACGAUGGGACCCGCUGCUCCUACAAAGACGCCUACAGCAUCUGCGUGCGGGGAGAGUGCUUGAAAGUUGGGUGUGACAGGGUCAUAGGUUCCACGAAGCAGGAAGAUAAGUGUGGUGUUUGUGGAGGAGAUAAUUCUCAUUGCAAAGUGGUGAAAGGAACAUUUUCAAGAGUACCAAAGAAACAAGGGCACAUUAAGAUGUUUGAAAUUCCUGUUGGUGCGAGACAUUUGCUUAUACAGGAAACAGACGCCACCAGUCAUAAUCUCGCAAUUAAAAAUCGUGAAACAGGGAAAUACAUUCUAAGUGAAGACAACUAUGUGCCAGACUCUAAAGUAUUUAUUGACAUGGGUGUGGAGUGGGAGUAUCGGAAUGACGAUGACAGAGAAACCGUACAGACCAUGGGGCCGCUGCGUCAUGGAAUAGUUAUUCUGGUGAUUCCUCACAGUGGUGCCAAGAUAUCUUUGACUUACAAGUACAUGAUCCAUGAGGAUUCCUUGAAUGUAGAUAACAAUAAUGUUUUGGAAGAAGACUCAGUAUCACAUGAGUGGGCUUUGAAGAAAUGGUCCCAAUGUUCAAAACCUUGUGGAGGAGGCUACCAGUUCACAAAGUACGGCUGCCGGAGGAAGACAGACCACAAAAUGGUUCAUCGGAGUUACUGCGAGUUGAUCCAAAAGCCUAAGCCCAUCCGCAGGGUGUGCAACCUCCAGGAGUGCUCCCAGCCCAUAUGGGUUACAGGAGAAUGGGAGCCUUGCAGCAAAAGUUGUGGGAAAACAGGAUAUCAAGUACGAUCUGUCCGAUGCAUCCAACCCCUACAUGAUAAUACAAACCGAUCUGUUCAUACCAAGUACUGCAACAACGACCGUCCGGAAGGCAGGAGGCCUUGCAACCGGGAGCUCUGCCCAGCACAGUGGAGAAUAGGGUCCUGGUCACAGUGCUCUGUCAGCUGUGGCAAUGGCACGCAGGAUCGCCCAGUCCUGUGCCGCACCAGGGACAAUGCUGUUGGUCUUUGUAAAGAAAAUAAACCAGAGACUGUAAGGAUUUGCAGACAACCUCCAUGUCUAAGAAAUGUUUCUGAUCCUUCAAAGAAAACCUACAUGAUACAAUGGCUGUCAAGACCCGAUCCAGACUACCCCAUCCAGAAAAUAUCUUCAAAAGAACAUUGUCAAGGAGACAAGUCAAUGUUCUGUCGCAUGGAGGUUCUCUCUCGUUACUGCUCGAUACCCAGUUACAAUAAGCUGUGCUGCAAGUCCUGCAUUAUAUACAGCAACAUAACAGAGGAAGACAAUGUAACUGAUUCUAACAUAAAUAAGAAUAAUGUCAUUGAGGAGGAGCUCCUGACAACCCUCAGCCCUCCCAUGGGAGUGUCCACCACACAGUCUGCCACCAGCCCUCCUCGUGUUUCCAAAACACGUGCACCUCCUUCCAAUGCAACUGAGGAGCACCCAGAAAUCAAUGCGGUUGAUGUUCCCUAUAAAAUCGAUGGGCUGGAUAAUGAAGUAUCACAGCACAACAUCAUUACACGGAGGAGGAUACCUUAUGAAAGGACGAGGAAUCAAAGAAUUCAGGAGCUGAUUGCUGAGAAAAGGAAAAAAGAGACUCUUAGAAAAAUAAACUAAAAUGGAAACACGGCUCAAACAACGUUUUUCUCUUAUAGAGAUGUUACCAACUUCAUAGUAUUGCCCAUGUCACAGAGACUGAAAAUGGGGAAAAAUCAAAGUGGUGCUACGGCAGAGAUGCCAAGUUCUAAAGCCUACUAUACAUGGAAAUGACAGAUUGUUUUGAAAGUGCUAAUCUGAAGUCUUUGACAGCCAGGUUGUCAGGGUAGGGUAGAGUAUUAGUGCAAUAUAGUGACAGUGUUUCACUGAAUCCAAACAAACCCUAAUACCUAGGGCAGGUUAGCAGGUUUCUUGUUUUAUGGGCUUUUCAAACUCUUCUAUGCCUGUGUAAAACUGCUUGGGAAUAGUAAUGGGAGUUACACUUAGGGUGGUGGAAAACAGUCCCAAGAUAUAAUAAAUCCCUUGAACACUGACAAGCAGGUGCCAGCAAUCCUGUGAUGUUUUUGUGCAUUGCAUAAAUCUGGGCACUAACUCAGCCCCUGGUUUGGGAAGGUCCUUAAGGACAUGCCAGACUAAGUUUAGUUGACUUUGGUAGAGCAGCUGCACAGCGAGGCAUGUGCUUUUGUAGCUUUCUUAGCCGGGACUGGGUAAAAAAUGAUAUAGAAAAUUCUGUAGACGUAUAUUUAUGUGUAAAUUAAAACCUGGCAAACAGUAGUUUACAUAUUUCCAUAAACAAUUUCAAAGGAUUCUCCUAAACUUCCGAAUACCUGCAAGACAUUUAGUAGAGUAGAUCCGGCCAACUUGGACUGACAACAUCGUAGUCUUUCUGUUUACAAUUAUCCAUAUUUUUUAGAGUCUUUAAGUUCCUGUAACACAACAGCCUCAGUGAUCUUUGUUGGUUGGUGCUUUUUUUAUUGGUUUGAUUUUUUGUCUACCCACGUACCGUUUAACUUAAAGAUGACUGGAUUCUUGUUGUCUUGUCUUUGGUGCUUUGUUAAGAAAACUUUUUUUUUCCUCCCAUAGGAUGAGGGGUUUUUUUGAGGAAAUAAUUUUGUAUUCUCUUCCUUUCCUUAAGACAGCUUUAUUGGUGCAAAAGUGAGCAAUUGUUUGCUGUGCCUUUACAUCUACACAUACAUCCAUGCACAUCCACACAUGUACUCACAGUACCAGGUCUGCUAGAAACUUAAAGAUGUAUAACCUGAUAGCCCUUUGAGUACUUCCUUUCCCCUCAGGGUCAUCGUGGUUUUCAUAGGUCCUGAUUGGAGAUCAGAAGAUGAAGUCAGCUUGGCUGUAAUACCACAGAGAUGAGAAGCAUGAACUAAUUCCUGCUGUGAGUGGCAUCUAAGCAGUUUUAGUCCUGUCUCCUGGCUUGGACUCUUGCAUUUGUUUCCUCUUUGCUGGUAAACCUCCUGCAGAACCCAGGGCUUCCCUGAAAUCCUUCCUUUACCACUAGGAAGAUCUGAUGGCUCUUAGUUCAGAUUUUCCAGUCUGAGAGCAAGAUUUCAUCCUCCAGCCUGAGUUGGUUGUAGUUUGAAGCAGGGCCAAUAAUAAGCCUCUAUGUACAGUCAUGUAAUUAUUGGAAAUGUGCAGAGUUUCCAGCAAUGCAUAAGCUCUUCUGUGACCCAGUUUCUGGCAAAGAGCUUCAGAAAUACUGCAAGGUGAACCACACAUGGCUUCCUGCAACCCUGCCUUCUGCCCUUGACCACCAUGACUGAAUGAGCUGCCUGGUCUCCUCUCUAAAACCAGAAAGUCCUGCUCGAAGGGAGGGGAGAGCCUGCGAGAACAGUGGUCUUUUCAGCACUGAGAGAGACGUUGAACUGUUCUGGCCUGUACUGUGGCCAGAAGUCUUUGAAGGAUGAGACAUGGUUUAAGAAAAUACUUUAUAAAGAUAGUAGACCAAGCAGAGAGAGAGAUGUUUUCAACUGGUGUGAUGGCAUCAAGCGUGCCUUCUUACAGAGGACUGGGACGAUACACUUGCGUGAGUGUGUAGGAGCAGCUCAGCGAGUACAGGGAUGAGAGUUACACUGAAGACCACGAAGACCAGGAAGCUUCAACAGGCCUGGUAAAUGUUCAGAGCACUAGGGAACACCUCCUGGGCCAAGCAGAUGUGAAAGCAGCAGCCAAUGUAAGCAAGAAAGUAAUCAGUUCUGGUUCUGAAAAGCAAAACUAAAUCUCCGCAGUUUGGCAGCAUUGAGCAGCAGUUGUCUGGGGCAGCAGCGGGAGCCUCACCCCAGACUUUAGCUCAUGAGACACUAAGAUUUUCCUGCAGUUGUAAGUUGCUUAUCUUUGGUUGCCCACUUGGUAGCCUUCUUUCAUUGCAGCCUUGCUGCACAGCCUGCCUGCUGUUACAGAGCCACCAUGCACAGGCAAGCCCAAUGCUGGCCCUAGAAGCCUUGUGCCAAGAGAUUUGGGGUUGCCUACAGACAGGUCAGGUUUUAGUAACAGUGUAAGGUCAGGUCACAUCUGUGCAAAACAGACCAAUGUGGCAGUGAGCACUGAAAGGAAAAUAAGCAACCCACCGUGCUAUUUAUAAGCAAGGAAGAUGUGUCUAAAUCAGCAUCAUUCCAUCUGCUGUGCCAUGGCAUGGCAGACACAAGCUGUAGCUGGACUCCCAGCCUGUAGACAGGGUGAGUAUUUCUUGCCUUCCAUGUUUCCUUAACACAGAUGUGGUUUGUGUAAAACUCAUCUUUUCCUCUUCAGGUUAUUACCCUUCUUCUAGCUCUGUGGACAAUAAAAAUAAACCACACCCCCCAGCUUUUUCAUAGCCUAGAAGCACAUCCAAGCGUGUGGUAAACUUAGGAAAAAAACCCUCACGAACCCAGGGGCAGAGACGAGUUGGGACUUGAAGCUAUUCAGUGAGGAGGUAUAAAUUUGCUGCCUGGAGGGUACCAGCCUUACUCUCUGGGACUUUGUGGAGACCUAUUUCUCCGAUCUCCAGGAGAUAACCCAUCUAAUAGCUUCUGUUCUUCCUUUACUUCUGGAAUAGGCUUAGUCAGUUCGACAAUAUAAAGAAAUGCCCCAAGAGGGAGUGCCCACAGUUUAAAUGCUGUCUUACAAACAGUCUGUUCUGUCCAAAGAACUUCUACAUUGUGUCCCAAGAGCAAGUGGGACAGAAUUUUUUUUGGUGCUACUUUAGGUGACUUUUCUGCAAACAGCAGAAGGAAAGGCCUGUUACAGUGUGGUGACCCAGAGUUUUAAAAGGACUGUGUGGUUCUGUGCUGAGCGUUACCAGCUGUGUCUCCCAGUGGCCAAGACUGCUGCAAGCAGGACAAGGCCAAUUCACAGAGGUUCACUUGCUCACAUGCAGCAUGGACGCCCUGGCUGAACUUGCAAAGCUGGUUCAGAGCUCAGAAGGUUGACUGCUUUGUUCUUUCUCUAGAGUGAUUUAGUUCACAAUUAAACAAACCACAAGCAUUUUUCCAGAUAAGGUAGAAACUUCUGCUGCAUCUUAGAGCAGGAGCAGUGUCCAGAAGGCUCGUAUGGUGCUAUGCUAGGUCUGGCUUUCAUUAGGGACUUAAGGCAAUGCCCUGUGGCAUUGCUUCAUUUUCAGUCUCACCUUUUGGGACAUUUAGUUCGAUUUCUUUCUUUCUGGGUUUAAUUCUACUGAAUAUUUGUCUAGCUGUUAUUUAGGGAACACUGAAAUGAUUUUGAAGGAGCAGCUUCAGCCUAGAUGGCUCAAGACAGUGAGAUACUGAUGGAUACAGGCUGGUCCAUCUCCUUGUGGAGCAGAGCCACCAGCUGCCUUCUCCUUGUGGUCUUGCUGUAUAAGGGAAAAAGAAUUCUCUUCAGCCCAGGGAAGAUGCCUUCUUUUCAAGCUGACCUGAGUUUUUCAGGAGGUGGGUUUUUUCAGCAGUUCUCCGUGAAGGUUUUUUCCUAGGAACACGUACCUCACUUCUACUAGGAAACAAAGAAAAGCAGCCCAAGCCAAUAGCUGGGGUUUUGUUCACUUUCCAUGUCAUGCAGUGGAAAUUUUGGUCAUCUUUUUUCAUUGGUUGAACUUUGACCACUGUUUCCUCUUUUCUGCAAUGCUGUAGCUGGGCAGGAGCCUCAUCAUAGUGUGUCCUCUGUAACCAUUUUGCUGUUGCCCAGGUACUGCAUUUUGAGACAUAAUUAGCAGAGAGUGGUAUUUUAAUGUAACAUAACCCCCAGAAACUAAAGCAGAUUUGUAAGUAAAUAUAGUCCUGCAGAGACCACCUCAGAGAUCUGAGAGCUAAAGCAAUGUGCUCCCAUUGAGCAAUGCAUUUUGUGAUAUAACUACGCAAGUACACAACUUUCUAAAUUGUCGUUUUGUUGUUGGCCUGAAGUUUAAACCCAAAUGACAGCCCCUCACAAAAAAAAUAAAAAAGAUCCCAAACCAAUUCUGGUUCCUUUGGCUCCAAUCUACUGCCAUUUUUUUCACCAACAUUCCUUUAAAAUAGUCUGUAAUCUACUAUGAAUGCAUCACUUUUUAUAUGCAUAUAUCCAUUCACUAUUUAGAGGAUCACAACAUCUCCAUAGAAUGCUUUCAGAUAUGUUGAAAAUUCUAGAAAUGGUGCUUUACCAGUACUCAAAGGGUUUUGUGUUUUAUUUUAUUACAUAAUGCAUUUAAUGUCUUAUUUACUCACCUACAAUGUGCAGUAUUAGCUAUGUUCAUCUGAAUAUCUAUAUGCGACUUCCGAUCACUUACAUAUGCCUUAACAGAAAUUGCA
This is a messenger RNA of Colius striatus (speckled mousebird), 8189 nucleotides long. RefSeq names its product ADAM metallopeptidase with thrombospondin type 1 motif 2 (gene ADAMTS2). Gene Ontology annotation, molecular function: metalloendopeptidase activity; zinc ion binding. Bases 1 to 3561 code for a protein of 1186 amino acids. Lineage: Eukaryota; Metazoa; Chordata; Aves; Coliiformes; Coliidae. Gene Ontology annotation, biological process: proteolysis; extracellular matrix organization. The transcript is spliced from 22 exons. The record is from RefSeq and is a predicted model, not a curated record.